Penicillium antarcticum is the source of this 1926-nucleotide messenger RNA. Its product is annotated as shugoshin family protein. The record is from RefSeq and is a predicted model, not a curated record. The coding region runs from base 1 to 1926 and encodes 641 amino acids. Gene Ontology annotation, cellular component: chromosome, centromeric region; nucleus. Lineage: Eukaryota; Fungi; Ascomycota; Eurotiomycetes; Eurotiales; Aspergillaceae. Gene Ontology annotation, biological process: meiotic chromosome segregation. The transcript has 4 exons.
AUGGCUCGGUUGAAUGACUACGCGGCUCCUGCCGAGUCGAUCGAUGUCUUAAAGCGUCGAUUUGUGCGACAAAAUCGUGAGAUCGCGAGAAUGAACUCUCUGCAAUCUCUUCGCAUCCGCAGCCUGGAGUCCGAGGUUUCGCAUUUACUGUCAGAAAACGUACUGCUUCGGAAACAAGUCAUCAAUCUCACUCAAGAAACGGAGAGACUGGAGGCAGCAAAAUCGCUCCACGAUGGGAUUUACGACAUAAAAUCCAAAUUGGAUGCGAAGUUGGCGGAACUUAGCAGCUUGGCAACGGACCUGGGCUCCUUGCCACGAAAAAUGGACAAGAUGUGCGAUGAACAGUCUGAUCGGCCGAAAAUGGCAGAGUCGAGACUCAGAAAUGAAGACAGCAUGGGAUACGAUGAUGGAAGACUCCCCGCCAUCGUGGAGGAUCAAUACUAUCCACGACGGACCUUAGAGCCCCAGGAGCUUGAAAACAUGGUCCGCGAGAACCAGAGCAUUUUUGAUUCGCCACAAGAGCCCAGCUUAAUAGAGGAUCAUGACGAACCAGACAUCCAGAACCCAAGUCCCUCGCCACCGGAAACAAACUACAAGUCCCAAAUCGAAAGCGAUUCUCCCGGAGACACCGAACCCGAGCCAGUACUUCCCCCAACCCUCGAGACCCGCAAGAAGAAAAAGAAGUCGACUUCGAUCGCCCCCCUUGAACCUGUCACUGCAGAGAUAGAGCAGCCCACAAGCCCGCGCAAUGACUCGGGACAUCCUAAAACCUCGGGCUCCAAGCGCAAAUUCUGCCCCGAAGACGAUGACCAAUUAUCCUCGACCAUCGACAUGGAAGAUGAUGAAUUUCAAUUCAGCCGACCAACUCAUAGCCCAAAAAAGCAGAUGAAUCCAUUCGGGCUUACUCGACGGGACCAGUCGCCCGUCAAGACCAAUAUUGAAAUGACAAGAGAAUCAACAAGCCUUGGCCCUCCUAAGCGAAAGGUCCUUGAACCGAAGAGUUCCAAUUCCAACUUGGGAUCCCCGAAAAAGGCUCGCGCAUCUUCUGGCCAAGACUCCAAGGUCCUACAAAGACCUACCAAGGGUGAUGAAAAUACAAGCUCGCCACAGAAGACCAAGGAUGCCGAGAAACUCAGCGAGAAGACUUUGAAUCAGAGACCGCGUGUUUCCCAGAUUGUCUCAUCAAAAAAGGAAAAACGCACCAGUCGCCCUUCCGAAUAUGAAGAAGCUGCCCCAAGCCUCUCUGCAUUGUCACCUCACCCCAAUGCCGUGAAGGUGGAGGCAGAGUCCGACGUAUCCUCCGGAAUUCGACCUUCACGACGUCGUGGUGCUGUAGUCAGUUAUGCAGAGCCCAACCUACGUGACAAGAUGCGUCGUCCUACUAAGGAAAUGAUCGAUGCUGUUGCUCUCGGAUCGCGAAGAUCAUCAAGUUUCCAGGCUGGCAGAGACAGUUUGAACGGCGAAGAUAUUCAACCAAGUGGCAGUUUCUCCGCAAAUUUGGUUUCAGCUGAGCAGAAUCCAGAUGUUUUCUCCCAGGAUGGGUCUUCUGAGCAACUAAUGGCAAUGGUGUCCCGGCGAAAGCGCAAGGUGUCAUCGGUUCCAAAGGACGAUGUUGAACCAGGACAUCCAAACUCUGGUCUACAGAAAGAGAUUGAAAACAGCAUCGCAGACAUAUCUGCCCAGGUGUCGCAGGAUACAUCGAGUUCGAAACGACAGACUCGACGACACUCAUCGAACCCGAAGAGUACGAGCGCAAGCAUAUCACAUUACGAUAUCGACCUGGCCGAACCACCAUCUCCCAGUGGCACCUCUUUUGGACAACCCGGAGAUUCUCCAGAAGACGAGCACUUAUUCGGAGCAGGACCGACUGGUUCAACAGGGCGUGGUCAGCGAGUUGCGGCAAGAAGAAAAAGCAUGAUGGUAUGA